UUUGAAGACUCUUGUGAGAGCACACACUCGACGCUAGUACAGGGAAGGUGUGUAUGCAGCAGAUAAGCACCACUGUAGACGAAGAUUCCGCAUCUGAUAUCCGUCGGCUGUCUUUUGAGGAGUUUUUCCGUUUAACUUAACAGAACAUUACCAGUUUGGAGAGCUAGGGUACUGUACCUAAUGUAUAGCUGCAGUUGCGGCGAAUAAGAGCAGAAUCUUUCAAAAAUGCCCUGGAAUUGAAGCCAUGAAUGAAGAGGAGACGCUUCAGAUUUUGUAGCGGGACGGGCAAGCAGAAUUCUCGGCCGUUGGAACUUUUUAGGUGGCCUGCUUGGGAAAUACAUAAAUGGACUUAUGCUAGACCAACGGAUUAUAAAUUACUAUUCUAUAUUAGUUGAGGACAUCACAAUUUUUGAUCUUGGGACUUAAGUUAACGUAUAGUUCCUGUCCAAAACAUUUGCUUCCUUCUCCAAUGAAAGAUUCCCCCUCUGGAUCUAUUACGCACCAAGUACGCGAGCGGACCACCAAGCCUACUGAAGCUAGUUAUAACCAGAAGUGUAGACCGGGCGCUUUUGUGUCUUUACUUACUCCUUUGGAUCCUAUUCGCCAGUCAAAGCGACUCCCUAUUCGGAUGCUCAAUAUGUUGACCGCGCACACAAGCCACUUACUACACCCGGAGUACCUGCAGCCGCUGACAUCUGCACCAGUGAGCAUCGAGCUGGAUGCCAAGAAGAGCCCCCUAGCCCUGUUAGCUCAGACCUGCUCCCAGAUAGGUAAACCAGAUCCUCCUUCUUCAUCCAAACUGGGCUCCAUCUCCUCCAGUGGCCUGGGGGACAAAGAGGGAGGUGGGCGUUGCUCCGGCUCCAACUCCAGCUUGAAGCUGGGCGAACACCGCCCCACCCUGGAUGACAAGUCCAGCUUCAAGCCCUACUCCAAAGUGGGCGGCGACAGUCGUAGGGAUAGUGUCAGCAGCACCAACGGCAACAGUGACAAGACUGGCUUCAGGGUUCCGAACAACGGCAGUACUAACGGUAGCUCAGCUAACAGCCAGUCUUUCUCCCCCAGCUCCAGAACAAGCAGCGUUUCACCCCCUCAGCACAGCCAGAUUGCCUCCCAGUCCCACAGACAAAGCCAGUCUCCCAGUGGACAGCAGGCUUCACAACCUCAGACUCUGAACGGAGAGAGCAAACCGGAGCAGGCCAGUCCAAACAGCAGCAGCAGCAGCUGUGUCAGCAGCGGCCAUCUUAAGAAAGAAUUAGACCUGAGUAAGUCUCAUUUGGACGGCCCCCAGCUUGCCAACUCCAGCCAUGCCCGAGCCAGCACCAACUCCAGCAACGGCAGCUCUGAAAGCAGCACCAACCAUGAGGCAGGGAAGGUGGACUCCCAGGUCACCCAGUCAAACCUGGCCCACGGACACAUCACGCCCAUCUCCCCCUACAAGACAGGGCACUCGGUGUUCCCGCUCUCCUCAGCCGGGAUGGCCUAUCACGGCUCUGUAGCCUAUGCAGGCUACCCAUCCCAGUUCGUCCAAGGGCUGGACCAUACCAAGUCCGGCCUUGGAGUGGGGGUCCCAGGGAAACAUCCCAGCUCCAGUCCGCUCACGGGUGCCUCUCCCCCUUCCUUCAUGCAGGGUUUAUGCAGGGACCCGUACUGCCUUAGCUACCCCAACGCACCCCACCUGGGAGGCAGCAACUGCACUUCCUGUGUCCACGACCCCUCCUCCUCCCUCAAAUCGGGCUACCCGUUGGUCUAUCCCUCCCAUCCUCUCCACUCCCUCCACCCCAGCACCCUGUCGUCCAGCGUGUCUCCGUCCCUGUCCCACCCUCUCUACACCUACGGCUUCAUGCUCAACGACCCCAUGCCCCAUGCCUGCAACUGGGUAUCGGCCGGGGGGCCCUGCGACAAGCGCUUCGCCAACUCGGAGGAGCUCCUGGCUCACCUGCGCACCCACACGUCCCUGGCCGGAGGAAUGGACAGCAAGCUGCUCUCAGCCUACCCCUCGGUGUCCUCCGCCGCCUCCUGCCACCUCCACCUGCCGCACCAGAGCAGCCCGGCCUCCCUGCCCAGCACCUUCUCCCUCAGGGCGCCCCCUAGCUUGGGCCUGGCCCGCUACCACCCUUACAGCAAGGUCCACCUGCCUCCCGGGCCGGGCUCCAUCCCCAUGCACUCUCUCCAGUCCACGGCUCCAUACUACCCCCACUAUGCCCUCUACAGCCAGAGACUGGGCUCUGCCUCCGCCCUGGGUUACCAGUGAGCCACGCGGCGUCCAUUCCAGUGUUUGUCCUAACAUGACUCAGGCAGGGCAGGCCCUGCGGGCCUCAAUCGGCUUCCCCAGUUUGGAGACUGAGGAGAGUCUGUUGGUUUGAGCAGAGAUGAUAUGGCAGCGCUGGUACUCUGUGUCUAUGCCCAGUGAAACCACCAGGGGGGUCUGCCCCUCUUGAGUGUCUUCUGGGGGGGAGGGGGGGGGGGGAGAGAGGUGGGCCACUUGCAUGGCUGCAGACUGCCUGGAUACGGUCACUCACAAAUAACUGGACACAACUGGAUUGGGCCGGGCCGAUCUGGACUGGACCGGCAGUCAGUUGAAUGCUACAGUGAGACCACAGCACCACAAACUGGGGCUGGCUGAUAGCUUCUGCUGGGCUGCUGUGUUUACAGUCUCGAAUGUCUUGACGGUCAUGCUGGGAAUAGUGAUUGCUGUGUGGAGAUAGGUGAUGUGACAGGAAUGGCAAUAACCUUUUUUUCCACAGGGCUGCACUAUAAAGGGAGGUUGGGCAGCACAGCCAGAUGCAUGUGCAGCCAGACCAAGUGGGCAAAUCCUGGUUUGACAUUUGUUUUUGUUUCCAACAUUCGUUUCUUUCCAACUGAGAAGCUGUAUUUAUUUUGAGCGCUUGGCUUUCAAGUUUACUAUUACAAUGCAUUGUUCUUUUUUCCCCCUCUGUCAUUUCUGUAUUGCAGCCAUAUCAUUUACCAGUUAAGAACCGGAUCUGUGGAAUGCCACCUGACAGAAAUCAGUGAAGCAUACACAAAAAUAUAUAUUUUACCUCGUCACAUUGAUAACGGUGUUUUCAUGUUGGGUCUCUGAAGAAUGAAUGUGCAUGUCACAUCGGUCCCGAGCUUCUUGGUUUUGGAUAUGUACAGAAAAUGAACAGAUAACGGAGAUGUGAUAUUUUUGUGUGAAGUAUUUGGGCGAAAGCCCUUGUGUAAGGGAGAGAGUUGAACACUACUACAAAUCAAUGAUGGCAGUGCUAGCCGUUGAAAGGGGAGGUCAUAUUUUGUUUAAUAAAUGACAAUGAAUAUA
Molecule: messenger RNA, 3295 nt
Organism: Osmerus eperlanus (European smelt)
Lineage: Eukaryota; Metazoa; Chordata; Actinopteri; Osmeriformes; Osmeridae
Product: zinc finger protein 703-like
Exons: 2
Coding region: 470-2251 (593 amino acids)
Biological process (GO): negative regulation of DNA-templated transcription
Cellular component (GO): nucleus
Source: RefSeq, a predicted model, not a curated record